Molecule: messenger RNA, 981 nt
Organism: Exophiala spinifera
Lineage: Eukaryota; Fungi; Ascomycota; Eurotiomycetes; Chaetothyriales; Herpotrichiellaceae
Exons: 3
Coding region: 1-981 (326 amino acids)
Cellular component (GO): RAVE complex
Source: RefSeq, a predicted model, not a curated record
AUGUCCACAUGGGUGUAUCCCCCCAUACCGCCAGAUGAACUGCGCAAGGCGGAGGAGGACUCGCUGAAGGCCGAGCUUCAAUGGCUUCUGAAGUCCCUACAACACUCGCUGGGGGCGCUGAAAGAGGGUCUCGAGGAAUGUGCGGCAUUGUUGGCUGCAAGAGAACCAGGGUCGACUCUCGUGUUGUCAUCAUUAAGGUCUGAAAGUGUCAAAGGCUUUGUCACGCGGAUCGGCACCAAACUGGUCAAGGGCGACAUACAUUUGCGACUCACAACUCUGCCUCCGAACACACCGAGAGGCACUACGACGUCUACCCCAUCCACCAGACUGAUAUUUCACUCAUCUUCUUCCACUGCUGAUAUUCUCCUGCCACAAUUGCAGGAGGUGCGAUCUAGGAUCAACGAUUCCCUCGAUAUCAUUGACAUAGCGAGAUGGACAGGUCAGUCGACAGAUUCUUCUUUCAUCUCGGGACAACUUAGACUCCUCCAUGAUCACCUACGUGAGGCCCGAUCCUAUCUGAGGGGUCCCGUCACCGGCACUGACGCCGCUGCAAUCCCUGGAGCAGAAUGGUGGACUAGCAGUGCCGACGAGAGUAUAUUUCAACCCCCUCUGGGUGAAUACCUGAGUCUACACUUCACAAUCCAGGAUGCGAACCUCGUGCUCACUGUGAGGACGCUGGCACCUACGUCGCCUGGCGGAACUCCUAGCACCCCAGCAGAGGGCUCAUUUUCUUUGUCUGGCUUCAACCUGAGAUCCAAAUUAUUAGGUCUUGGACCAAGACCACCGAAUCAUGAUGAGAUGGGCGAGAUAUUCGAGUGGCGUGGGAAACAAGAGGUCAUUGUUCGUGAAAAAGUCCGCGUCGAAAGUGGUGAUCCGAGCUUGAUGAGUGUAGCAGCCAAGCUGAGUGCCCUGGAACAUGAGGUUGCCCGGUGGCGCAUGAACCUUCGGAUUAUUCUUACGGGGAGCGUUGAAGAGGACUGA